UAUCGGCCUUUUUUAAAGUGGAACUUUAAUUUUUUUUUCUCCUGUUUUAGGCUUCGAUGGAUUUGCCUCCGGACAAAGCGAAGCUUUUAAAGCAGUACGACAACGAGAAAAAAUGGGACAUCAUAUGCGAUCAAGAAAGAGUGCAAGCUAAGGAUCCACCAUCCCAUUAUUUAGCAAAAUUACGUACCUAUCUGGAUCCAAAAGCUUCGCGAAGCCAUCGAUCGUAUCGUUUUCUCGCAUUCUUCCAGAAGAGGAAAAUGGUUGGAGAGUCAACGUCGACUCAAGUAUUACGGGAUUUGGAAAUUUCCUUACGCACAAAUCAUAUAGAAUGGGUAAGGGAGUUCCUAGACGAAGAGAACCAGGGUUUGGACGCCCUUAUAGACUACCUCAGCUUCAGAUUACUCAUGAUGAGGCACGAACAACGUCUCUUGGAAUGUCAUGCGAGUUCUGAAGAAAAAUUACAAACCGUUGGUUCCGGGGAUACUUCACCCUUAAAUAACGGUUGUCUUAGACCGCCACUCCACGAACUUAAAGAUAGUCCUGGCGUUAAAAGAAGAUCUCGACACGUGGCGCGACUGAACAUGGGCGAAGCGAAAGAUGACAUUCAUGUUUGCAUAUUAUGCAUGCGUGCUAUCAUGAAUAAUAAGUACGGUUUCAACAUGGUCAUUCAGCAUCGUGAGGCAAUCAACUGCAUCGCGCUCAGUUUGAUGCACAAGAGUUUAAGAACAAAAGCUCUAGUUUUGGAACUUCUCGCUGCUAUCUGUUUGGUAAAGGGUGGUCAUGAAAUUAUCCUCUCCGCGUUCGACAACUUCAAGGAAGUUUGCUCGGAGCGACGACGAUUUACUACGCUUAUGGCAUACUUCACCCAAUAUGAUAGUUUUCACAUAGAAUUCAUGGUUGCCUGUAUGCAAUUCGUAAAUAUCGUUGUUCAUUCGGUAGAAGACAUGAAUUUCAGGGUUCAUUUGCAAUAUGAGUUUACCAAACUUGGUUUGGACGAGUAUCUUGAGAAACUGAGGCAUACCGAGAGCGAGGAUUUGCAGGUUCAAAUCUCUGCGUAUCUAGAUAACGUAUUUGAUGUAGCUGCCUUAAUGGAAGACAGUGAAACCAAGACUGCUGCAUUAGAAAAAGUAGCUGAAUUAGAAGAUGAACUUGGUCAUGCACAUGAUAGGAUGACAGAAUUAGAAAGAGAAUCGCUUGCAAAAUUAGCGGAAUUAGAGACUGAAUUAGGUGCAUUAAAAGUAGAAUAUGCUGAUGCUGUAGAAGCUCGUCGAUUGGCUGAAGAAGAAUUGACAGCUUUGAAAAGGCAAAAACAAGAUUCUGCUCGAAGACAAAGCGUUUUAGAAAAUAAAAUAAUCGAAUUAGAAACACUUACUGGCACUCUCACGAAGGGUUCAUCGACCAAUCUUCGAAAUGGAUGCGCUACGAGUCCUGUCAGUAAUUCAGAUAAUGUUACAUGCUCUACGCUUAAUUCGACUCCGUCUCCUACAUUAGAAGAACCUCCACCAUCCGCUCCAGCACCACCUCCACCACCUCCACCUCCGUGUCCACCACCACCUCCUAUGGCACCUCUUUCUCCCGGAGAUCAAAAAUUACCGCCACCUGCGCCUAUACCUCCACCACCUGCUGGAAUGAUGCAAGCACCAGAUGGAGCAAUGACUAUUAAACGAAAGGUUCAAACAAAAUAUAAACUUCCCACACUUAAUUGGAUUGCAUUAAAACCUAAUCAAGUACGAGGUACUAUUUUUAAUGAACUGGAUGAUGAUCGAUUGCACAAUUACAUAGAUUUUUCCGAUUUCGAAGAAAGAUUUAAAAUUGGUAUGGGAAGUCAUGUUGCUAAUGGCAAUAAUGAAAUCGAUGGUCUUCAAAGCUUUCCUAGUAAAAGAUUUAAGAAGCCAGAAAAUGUAUCGCUUUUAGAACAUACCAGAUUGCGAAAUAUCGCUAUAUCACGAAGAAAAAUGGAAAUGCCAGUAGAAAAAGUUAUUAUGGCAGUAAAUGCUUUGGAUUUAAAAGUACUUUCAUUGGAAAAUGUAGAAUUAUUACAACGUAUGGUGCCUACAGACCAAGAAAUAAAAGCAUAUAGGGAAUAUAUUAUAGAAAAGAAAAAUGUUAAUCUUCUAACUGAAGAAGAUAAAUUUUUAAUGCAACUCGGUAAAGUAGAAAGGAUAUCAACGAAAUUAUCUAUUAUGAAUUAUAUUGGAAACUUUUUUGACAAUUUACAUCUUAUUACGCCACAAAUACAUGCUGUGAUAUCUGCUUCAAGUUCAGUUAAAAGUUCAAAGAAACUACGAGCAGUAUUAGAAAUUAUCCUUGCUUUUGGAAAUUAUUUAAAUAGUAGCAAACGAGGCCCAGCGUACGGGUUUAAACUUCAAAGUUUAGACACAUUACUCGAUACGAAAUCAACGGACAAGAGAAUGUGCCUUUUACAUUAUAUCGUAGCAACAAUACGAGUCAAGUUUCCAGAAUUAAUUAAUUUCGAAUCGGAACUUAUGUACAUUGAUAAAGCUGCGACUGUGUCAUUGGAAAAUAUAACUACCGAUGUACACGAAUUAGAAAAAGGAAUGGAUCUUGUGAGAAAAGAAUUCGAACUUCGUGGUAAAGAAAAACAUAACACUGUCUUGCGAGAUUUCUUAAAUAAUUCCGAAGAAAAAUUGCGUCGUUUAAAAUCUGAUGCUCGUGCUGCCGGUGAAGCAUUCCGUGAAUGCGUUGAAUUUUUUGGAGAAAGUCCUAGACAAGCUGAUGCUAAUACAUUCUUCUCUCUUCUUGUCAGAUUCGCAAGGGCAUUUAAGGCUGCGGAUCAAGAAAAUGAACAACGUCGUCGAUUAGAAGCUGCUGCUGCAGAAGCUUUAAACGCCUCAGAAGAUGUUAUUAAACGUAACAAAUUAAAUCAAAAAAAGCAACAGGACGCUGUGAUAAAUGAAUUAAAAAAUAAAACAAGACUGGUUCAAGAGAAGAAAUUGCUGCAACAGGAUGAAGUUUAUAAUGGUGCUCUAGAAGAUAUUCUUCUUGGGCUUAGAUCGGAACCAUACCGACGAGCAGAUGCUGUUAGACGCAGCCAACGCAGACGUAUUGAUAAUCAUAGACUCUCUCGCACUGCCGAAGAACUAGAACUCUAAAUUAUGUUUCUCAGUGUUUUUUAUUUUAAA
Apis dorsata (giant honeybee) is the source of this 3143-nucleotide messenger RNA. It is a transcript of the gene Frl, whose product is annotated as formin-like protein. NCBI's taxonomy places the organism in Eukaryota, Metazoa, Arthropoda, Insecta, Hymenoptera, Apidae. Gene Ontology annotation, biological process: cortical actin cytoskeleton organization; regulation of cell shape; cell migration. Bases 57 to 3113 code for a protein of 1018 amino acids. Gene Ontology annotation, cellular component: cytosol. The record is from RefSeq and is a predicted model, not a curated record. Gene Ontology annotation, molecular function: small GTPase binding; actin filament binding. The transcript has 16 exons.